AUGAGUAUGAGGUGGACAUGUCCUGAAAUGCCCAAAGGGGAUGAGACAAUGUCUGACACACCUGUUGAAAACGGAAUAGAUGAUAAUGUUGAUGAAGGACCUUCGAAUCAAAGGGAAUCCGGAGAGCUUGCAAUGGUAGUAUAUGUUGCACCAGAGGACCCAGCUCAAGUAGACUUUUCAAUCCCGUCAUUCUCGCUUGGCAUCACUCAGAUGCACAUACUAGACUCACCGCCCAGAUCUCCGGUAACAAAUGAUCAAAAUGCGACUCCGGAACCUGAAUCACCAGAAAACAUAAAAACAAAAGCUGUGGUGGACACACUAAUGCCAUCUGGGGGUGUUGCAAGGCCGACAGGUGAUGACAUGAACAUGAUAUACAAGUGGGUGACAGAUCGGAGGGGUGCAAAGAAUACCACACUUGCGUGGAUUCGCAAUGGCGAUGAUGUUCAGCUACAGCGAGCAGAUCUUCAAUCACUGGGAUGGCGUAGAAGAGUAAGCGAUACGGUGGUUGAUUACUGCUGUGCCAUGUUCAAUACUUCGAGCAACGCAAGGUUUUGCACGCAUUUUUACUGUAUUCCACCGAGACUAAUGGCCAUAAUAUUGACUGAUGAUAACAUUGAACGAUUUGCCGGGACGAACACUGGUUUUGUCCCUGUUCUUAGCAAAUUCAUGGGCCGCGGGCAGCACUGGUUCGAUGCGGAGAAAGCGAAAAAAGUUGAUUAUUGGUUUGUUCCAGUGUACCGAGAUGAUCACUGGUGGCUAUAUGUACUCCAUCGGAAGACUGAUAACCUAUGGGUGUUAGACUCUAUGCACAAUGGCCCACACUCGGAGCGCCGAGAGAAAAUAGAUAAAUAUGUAGGCUUUCUUCUCCAAGAGUUGGCAGCAACUGUAGACUCGAAUGUAGUAUUCACAGCUGAGGGCUAUGAAUGUUGCUAUGAAACAAGGCUCCAAAAACAGCCUAAUGGGUGGGACUGUGGCGUAUACGUCAUUAAAUGGAUGGAAAUGUGGGAUCCAAAGAGCUUGGCAGAGGAUGAAUUGAAUAUGCCUAUUUGGACGACGGCCCAUCUGCAACAAAUUCGAAAAGAAAUUGUAACUGACAUUCUAAUUUGUAAAGACAACAUCUCUAGGAGUGAGGUAGAUGGUGUACUCAAUGUACCAUGUCGUCAUGUGGAGGAUAAGGGAAAGAAAAAAACUCUUGAAGAUCCUUGGACGAACCCACGGAUAAGAUCACUGGUUCGAAGGGCAGAACUGGCUAAGAAAGCCAAACGGAACUAUAAGCCAUAA
Messenger RNA from Arachis duranensis, 1281 nucleotides. RefSeq lists its product as uncharacterized. The record is from RefSeq and is a predicted model, not a curated record. The transcript is spliced from 8 exons. NCBI's taxonomy places the organism in Eukaryota, Viridiplantae, Streptophyta, Magnoliopsida, Fabales, Fabaceae. The coding region runs from base 1 to 1281 and encodes 426 amino acids. Gene Ontology annotation, molecular function: deSUMOylase activity. Gene Ontology annotation, cellular component: nucleus. Gene Ontology annotation, biological process: protein desumoylation.